Messenger RNA from Porites lobata, 14575 nucleotides. The record is from the annotation of a GenBank genome assembly. Lineage: Eukaryota; Metazoa; Cnidaria; Anthozoa; Scleractinia; Poritidae.
CCUCGUGAAUUCUCCCUGUUACUCAUGUUUUCGAGGCUGCAAGUUUACAGGCUUGUAUUACUGAGUAUGGCCGAGAGCGCUCCUUUGCAUACAGGGUAUGAUUUUUCAAUGAUUUGCUAGUGAAAUUUCCAUAAAUGUUUUUGACUUAGUUGGAGCAAGAGACCCGAUAGAAAUUCGCAACUGGAACAAAUUGCAGACAAAGCGAUUUAAGGAUCUUAAACCGCGUUCUAAGUUAGACUUCGUUUAAAUAACCGACCCGUAGUGAACAAUCUGAAUUCAUCCGUUAGAGUUGACUGGCCGUAAAAUACAGUAAGACGGGAAGGACUGAAGAAUUAUUAAGAAGGACGUGGCGAGCGAAACGAGCUGCAAGAGUGCGGGCUAGGCCGGGGUGACUGAAGAUCUCGAGCUUUUCCUCUUUAAUGCCCGCACCAUCUCUUCCUCAUUAGAAAUUACAGAUCAGUAUGAGCUUGAUUUUAAUAAUGUUUUUGGUUUAUCCUUACCAGAAAGCACAAGUUAGAUUCCAAAUUCAGUGAUGCUACCAAAGUGUCAGCAAAAGACAGCAAAAUAAAAAAGCUAGAGGUAAGUAGUAGUGUCUUUCCCGGCAUAGUAAAUCGAACGUUCGAAAAUCGAACUCAAUCGAACUAAAUCGAACUCAAUCCGUGGAUUGAGUUCGAUUGUGUUCGGCAAUCGAACGAAAUCGAACACCACACUUUCAGUGAGUUCAAUUUCCAAACAAAUCGAAUUCAAUCGAACAAAUCGAACUCAAUCCGUCUGAUUGUGUUCGAUUGAGUUCGGACGCACACAAUUUAAUGGAUUUCGUUCGAUUGGCUCUGGUGAACCUAUACAAAGCAAGCCCAAAGCAAACCCGUCAAAGCAAGUUUUUCUUGCGCUUUUUUACUAUUUAUUCAAUAACACAAACCCCAUUUAUAAACUGUCCACGGCAGUUAAGAGAACAGAACAGAACAAAACAAAGCUAUCAUAAUUCCACGGUCGUAUUUCGAAAUUGUCUUACCCUUUCCUUUUUUUAGUUUUGCUUCCCCUGUUUUUCAUAAGGCUUGCACAAUAUUAACUACUUGAGGCAACUUAAUAUAUUCGCGAAUCCCUUACAAACAUCUUCACUUACUAAGUUAUCGAAGCAUUUACAGGCCACAGGGAAGCAACCAGUUCACGUUGAAGGUGACCUAAUUGUCCGUGCUCGUUUGCAAUUCGGAAGGCACGGCCUUUCUCGCCUAUUUUCUUUAAAACCCUGAAAACUUCACCAUCCUUGACGUCAAAGCGGCAUUCCUGGUAGCCUUUGACUAUACAUUUGAAGCUUACAAUCCACAACGCAUCUGAAGCCAUUUCUGCGGAAUUUCUUCGUUUAUGAAAAAAACGAGCGCUACACUCAGGGCUGAAGUAACUCGAGCUUCUAAGAUCUGGUAAUGGAUUUUCAACGUCUGUUUUACAUAAAUCACGAGUUCGAAAAUCGAACGUUCGAUUGCGUUCGAUUGAUUUUUUUUCUUUUCGGUGAGUUCGAUAUCGUUCGAUUGCCGAACUCAAUCGAACUCAAUCCACCGAUUGAGUUCGAUUGAGUUCGAUUGAAAUUUAGUUCAAUUGGGUUCAAUUUACUAUGCCGGGUGUCUUUGAAGAAUCGCGAUCUUUUAAGUCUUCAAGAGUCCCUAUGCAUGUAAUAUUAAGCGCCAACAUAAUUACGCCACCUUCACUCACAGAACAUUGCUUUGUAUAGGAUACAGAGUUAACAGCGUUGACUUCAAAUAAAGACGAUUUCAGACUGAGGGCUGUUUCAAACGUCGUACUACUGCCGUGCUAAGCUGGCUCGACUGUAGCUCAACUGCAGCACGACACUAGCACCACUUGGUUUCAGAUGUCAAAUUUAAUUCAGUCGAAUAGAACGGCUGUUGCUGUAAACAAAACACAAAAAUAAAGAAACGAUUAAGCAAACUUUUAAAUGUAUUCUAAUGUAUUCACAAUUUAUGAAUUGAGUUCAGCACAGCAGUGGUAUGGCAUUAGCGCGACGUUUGAAACCAAGUCGAGCUACUGCAGCUGGCGUGUAGCUACUACCGGCAAAGCUUGCCGUGCUACACGGCAGUAGUACGACUUGGUUUCAAACGUUGUGGUGCUGCCAUGUGUUACGCGGGUAAUCUUUUAGAGGACGGGUAGCUUGCAAACCAAACUGAACGCAGGGUUGUCGGAACAGCAACAAGAAGAUCUAUUCCAAAAAUGAACGUAGUUUCCACGAAAUAAAACUCCACAACAGCACGUAACUCGUUAAACUUACACAGCCUCCGCCAACUUCAAUUACCUUAAUAAACUUAAACGGCCUCUGCCAACUUGAAUAAACACUGCCUUCAUCACAUUUGACUAAACACGACUAACGUCAAACUCUCUUCGCUUGUGAAAACUAGUUAAAGCUUAACUCGGGCUCGCCUACUUAUAUACGUUUACAAUAAGAUUCUAGCACUUUCCACCUAAUUAUAGAAAGAUUACGAAAUAUACCGCUUUAGAAACGUUUACGUAAGAUCCUAAAAUAAACAAACUACGAACUCUCGUGAAGCUUCUAGAAAGUCACGCUAGUCAUGCAAUACAAUUUUUCGUAACAUAACCCCCUUUCAGAAGAAAUUUCCUAAAUUUCCAAUACAAUAGAAAAAUUGUAACCUAAUAUACAACAGGGGUAGUCCGGUGUCUCUCAGGUUACUCUUCUACUCGACUAAGAUAAUCCGCUCUGACAUUCUCUGAUCCUUUGUUGGCUUCCACCUUGAAAUUGUAACUUUGUAGAAACAUCGCCCAUCGCAUUAGUCGUGCGUUGGUAUAUUUUGCGCUGUCCAUGUACUUCAGCGGUUUGUGGUCUGUCUGCAGCACAAAAGGUACACCGUACAAAUAUAGAUGAAAUCUCUUGAUUCCCCGUACAAUCGCUAGGCAUUCUUUCUCGAUUGUAGAAUAGUUGCGCUCCGCACUUGACAAUGUCUUGCUUGCAUAACAAACAGGGAAUAAUUUCUCUUCGUGACUUUGCAUCAAUACUGCACCAAUUCCAUUGUUGGAAGCGUCCGUCCGUAGGAAAUAAGUUUUAGCUGGAUCGGGGAGAUGUAGAAUAGGUUGACCUUGUUAGGUAGGACUUGAUUGUUUGGUAGGCUUUUUCUUCUGCUUCACCCCACUCAACUUUAUUGGGUUGGUCUUUCCGUGUGAGAUCAGAUAAGGGCGCUGCGAUCGCUGCAAAGUUGGGAAUAAAAUCUCUGUAGUAUCCUGCUAGACCGAUAAAUGACCGCACCUGUUUCUUUGUGCUUGGCCUUGGGGCAUCUUUAAUUUUUUCCACGUUAUCCUGAUGUAGGCCAAUCAUUCCUUCAAGCUCCAGUCGAUGGCCUAGGAAAUCCACACUGUUUUCACCGAAUAGGCACUUCGUAGGUCUAAUAGUCAACCCAGCUUGUACAAGGCGCGAAAACAGCUCUCUGAUGGCUCUAAUAUGUUCUUCCCACGUACGGGUGUGUACCAAUAUAUCGUCCCAGUAGAAGUCGACAUCAUCUAGAUCUUCAGUGUUGCCGCUGAGUUAAUCAUUCCAAACAGCAUCUUCAAGAACUCAUACGACCCGUCAGGUGUUACAAACGCAGUUUUCGGUAUGUCCUCCUCUGGUAUAGUUAUCUGCCAAUAUCCCUUGCUAAGGUCAAUUUUUGAAAAGAAUUUGUCUCCGCUAAGCUUCUGGAACAAGUAUUCAGUGGUUGGCAUAGGCUCAGGAUCAAAUACAGUUAGUUUAUUCAAUUUCCGGUAAUCAACGCACACACGGUUUGUGUUGUCUUUUUUCUUCACUACUACAACAGGUGACGCAUACGGAGAACUGGACUCUCUAAUAACUCCCAUUUUGAUCAUGUCAGUAAUAUCUUUUCUCAGUGAUUCUCUCAUGCUGUAAGGUACGGGGUAAGGUCUUGAUCUAACUGGCUUGUCUGAGGUGAGUUUAAUAUGAUGAUGAACAAGAUCUGUGGUACCUGGUGCUUCAGUAAACAAAUCCGUGAACUGCCUAGCCAGAUCCGUGAAUUCAGUUCGUUGCUCGUCCGUAAGAUCCAGUCCAGUUGUAACAUCCUCAAUUGACUCCUUGGCUACAUAUCCACCAAGCUCUAAGAAAUCAACCUCUUCUUCCUCUGCUUCAUCAUCUUUAGCUGCACAGUCAACAGCAUUGUCUAUACUCGUAGCGCCUGCUCCAACAGCUACUGCUCCUUCUACUGUAGUCUCCUCUCGCUCAAAAUACUUUUUAAGUAGGUUAGCAUGAUAAAAUUUCUCCUUGCCUUUUACUUUCACCUUGUAGUCAUUGAGACCUACCACUGAACUAACUUCAAAGGGACUUUGCACUGCAUAAGUAACUUGUUAUGGUCGGUAGGUAGCAGCACAAGUACUUUCUCACCUGGUUGAAACUUCCUAACCUUAGACUUGUGGUCGUAAUAGUGCUUUCCUUUCUGCUGGGCUUUCUCCAGUUCACUAUGGGCGAGCUUAAGGGUAUCUUCUAACUUCUCUCGCAACUCGAAAACGUACUGGUAACUGUUCUUUACUUCAGGCUCCUCAACUUCUUUCGUCCACAGCUGUUUGAGUAUUUUUGCCUCAAAUGGCAAAAAACCAGUGGACUCUUGGGGGACUUCAUGAUAAGCAAACAACAGUGGGUUUACGUAGCAAUGCCACUGUCUUGGCUGCUCACUACACAGUCUCUUCAGCAUAGACUUCAUCGUUCCGUUGAACUUCUCCGUCAAACCGUUACACAUCGGGUGAUAGGGCGUUUUUAAGCUGUUUAAUGCUUAGUAGUCGAGUAACUUCUGUCAUGCACUCCGAGACAAACUGUGUGCCCAGAUCACUCAGGAUUUCUUCGGGUAUUCCUAGAUGGCUAAAGAUAUCAACCAAUGCCUCUGCUACAGUCUCCAUAUCAAUGUUCUUUAGUGGUACUGUCUCAGGGUAGCGAGUCGAAAAAUCUACCAGCGUCAAUAUGUACCUGUGAUCUUCUUUACUCGGAGGACUGAUGGGCCCGACAAGAUCUAUUGCUACUCUCUUAAAGGGCUUGUCAAUCAGUGGCAUCUUCUCUAACGGUACCUUCAGCACUGAUCCCUUACUUACAGUCUUCUGACAAACAUCACAGGACUUGCAAAAUCGAGUCAUGUCACCUUGAAUUCCAGGCCAAUAAAAUGCACUCUGGAUCUUGUCUGUUAUUUUCUUGAUACCCAUGUGACUGCCCAUGAUCGAUCCGUGAGCUACUUCCAUUAUGGGGCGCCUCAACUUUUCAGGUACCAUGACUUGUUUUAGCGGUUUACCACCAUUCCCAUAAGGGUGCUUGUACAGACGGUACAGUACUCCACAUUUUUCUUCAAAUGAAAUCUCCGCCUGACCCUUUACUAGCACAUCGUCUCGAUCCCAGUACUUGCAUAGACUCUCAUCUUCACACUGCAUCUGCUUGAGCUUCUCUCUAUCCACGAUAGGGCUCUCACGGCUACUUGGCACCUUCAAGGCUGUGCGUUCAUCCUUUUUCUUAGCUUGACUUCUUGUAGUCACUGCACAGGUCUGGAUUGUGUGCGUCCCUGGCAUCAGGCACGUUGCCAAUAAUAAGGUCGUAGAUAGGAUCUGAAAGGCACUGCGCUUCUACGUGGCCCUUAAGAUAAGGAGUAUCGACAUAAAUUCUUGCUAUGGGCACCUUCCUUGCAGUGUUGUCAGUAAGCAACAUAACGUUAAAGUCUCCGGUGAACUGAUCCUCGCCGACAAGGUCCUGCUUGACUACAACUCCACUGCAACUAGUAUCUCUUAAAACGUUAACAGUCUUCUCUCCAACUCUACCCUUUACGACAGGCAUCUUACUUCUUACUCCAGUUAGGGAUUCAACACAGGCAUUACUCAGCAAUGGGACUUUCUUGCCACAGGCUAACAGAAGCUGAUCAUUCUGAAUACACGAGUUGACUUCCUCGGGGGUAGCGUUAAGAUCGGGUGACUUAACCAAACUGCCAGCACUAACUUGACCACGCUGCACAGGGUUUCCAUCCUUACCUUGGCCUCCUGACUUUCGUCCACCUGAUCGACAGUUCCUCGCUUCAUGACCUUGCUUGCCACACAGGAAACACCUUUUAACUAGAGUUGGGCAGUUAAUAGCUUUGUGUCCGCGGGCAUUACACUUGUAACACUGGAGGGCUGUUGUGUCGCUCUGUGCAGUCUUUGCUUCCUCUGCCUUGGGCUGUACUUGUGGCUUCUUGCUCACGGAGCUGAACAGAUGCUUUCCGUGUGCUUCCAAGUAUUGAUCAGCAAUCUUCGCUAUCUGAGCAAGCGUUUCCGGGGCUCUUUCACAAAGGUGAAUAGCUAACUCUUUUGGACAAGAGUCGAUAAAUUGUUCUUUCACAAUUAAAUCUUUGAGGCCUUCAAAAGAACGAUCAGUGUUCGACAGCUCUAGCCAACGUAACAAGUAUCUAUCCAGUCUCACUAUAAACUGUUCAGGACUAUCGUCAACUUCCGGCUUUGAUGCUCUAAAUUUAUGACGAUAGCCGUCCUCUUUAAGGUCAUAUCUCUUCAUCAAAGCUAACUUCACGCGGUCAUAAUCUUGGGCUGCUUCCUCAGAUAAACCUCUAGGGCACAUCCAGACAAAAGAGCACCACGUUUCGAAGCCCAUCCUGUCUUCUCCCAUUUAGCUGUAGUUGCGAACCUCUCAAAUUGUUGUAGGUAAGCAUCCAAGUCGUCCUUGCCAUCAACAAAAGAGGGAAGCUUGGGUGCCUUGGCCCUAUCCUCUCUCACUUCAGCAUGUUCGGUAUCGUUACGGCCUUGUCCUAGACGAGCGAGCUCUAGUUCGUGCUCUCUCUUAGCAGCUUCAAUAGCCUCUCUCUGCUUCAACAGUUCUGCUUCCAGCUCUAAUUUUCUCAGUUCGCGUUCUUGCCGCCUAGUUUCUCUUUCUUCGUCUUCUCUUCUACGCCUUCUUUCCUCUUUCUCUUGUUCUUCCUUUCUUCUGUCUUCUUCAAGUAUUUGACGUCUCUCUUCCUUUUCUUCUUCUAAUUGUCUACGUUUUUCUUCUCUCUCUUCCUCCUCCCUCCUUCUUUCUUCCUAAGUUUUUGACAUUUUUAGUCUCACUUGCUUGAGCAGAGCGAGACUCUUAAAAUGCAGUCGUUUUUUUUUUUUCAUUGGUGGGACCUAGUUUGUAGGCCCCGCGUUCCCAGCGAAGACCGUGGAAACUGGGGAUAAGAAUCGUGACAACUUUCAUUGUAUGGAAAUGAGUCUCGUGAUGAGAAUGCAGUUUAUUUUCGGCGAUGACUGAAAUGACGCAUGUAAGUUUGGCAAUGACGUAAUUUUCCUCGAAUGGAGGCCCUUGAUUUUCGUGUAAUUAUGCACGACAUGCAGGCACUUUAAAAAGGAAAUAUCCCCAAGAAAAUAUUAUAGUGGGGAAAUCCUCAGGAUUUUGUGGCUUUUUAAGGCAUUACGUUUCUUAGAAUAUUGUCGCAAUUACAGGAAAUGUAUGGUUAAAUAGAUUCACUUUGUUUUAUGUAUUUAAUUGAUAAAUUUUCGCAGUUGUUACGAUGUGAAGUCAUGUUGCACUUCAUAAAUACUUGAGAUAUGAAGUAUCCACUAUCACGUAAUUUUUACGUGGGCACGUGCUUAAAAUUUGUGUUCGCAAAUAAAAUAAAGGCAAUGUAUGAAAAGCCGCACGUACAAUUAUGUAAGCGUAAAAGGAGAAACUUGCUUAAUUUGACGUUUAAUCUCAAUACUUUAUGUCUUACCUCUGUUUGAUUUACGUGAUUAAAAUUUAGGUGCAUUAAUGGGCGGAGCCAAAAAUCCACCCUAACGUGUCACGGAUGUGUUUAUACGGGUAACUUUGAACUUGACUAACCGCACACUGUACUUGCAGCACUUCAUGACCAUAGUUAAUAGAAAUCCCAUAUUGAGCUUUUCCGGAACGGGUUGAUCCAAGAAUUCUAUGGCUUGAAAGCGUUGAUUUUGGAACAACUGAUCACUUCAGUGGUAAAAAAAAAAAAGAAUAAUCUUAAUGAGCAAAACUUCAAGGUUUACUGGAAAAUCAGGAUCGAGGAUCGAGGAUCGAGGAUCGAGGAUCGAGAAAUCAGGGAUCAAGGAUCGGUUAAAAAGAACUUGAAAAUAAAAUAAAUAAAUAAAUCAUGGAUCAGUGAUGAUGUGGGCCGCAGACUGUAGAUAAAUUUCACAGAACAUAACCCCGUUCUUUGUACUGAACGCUAAAUUCAAGUAAACUAAUCCGAGUCUGUCUGAGUCAGUGAUUGUUUUGACGAGAAAGUGAAAUUUUCCGGGAAAAUGAAACGCUUUAUCCUGGUGAUACUGUAAUACAAGAAAAAACUUUUAACAGUUUUUAAUUUUUAAGUGUACAUUUGCUUUCAGUACUCCUUAUUUUUUUUGUAAUUGUUGUAUGCACGACCCCACCAGCAAUGCUGAUCUUUUUAUCGUGCCAUAAACUAAGGUUCUUACCUACCUACCUACCUAUCUAUCUAUUUAUCUAUCUACCUAUAUCUAUCUAUCUAUCUAUCUAUCUAUCUAUCUAUCUAUCUAUCUAUCUAUCUAUCUAUCUAUCUAUCUAUCUAUCUAUCUAUCUAAAAUGCAUGCUGUGUACAACUCUAAACAUUGUACUCUGAGACUGUACGGAGAUAUUAAAAGUAGAUACUAAGCAGCUAUGGAAAAUGUCAUUACUUUCAUGCGAUAUUGAUAUCUUAUAAAACGGACAACAAAUUCAACAGGAAUACGCGUGAACUGAAUUAACUGUGUGUUGUAUAAGGUUCUGUUCAACAAUCAUCGUUCAAUUUUUCAAGUGUAGAAUCCCUGAAAGAGUACUCCUCAAUGGAGCAAUAUCAAUAUGUAGAAGGUUUUCAAAGGUUUCACACUGGUUUGAGGCUAAGAUGGAGGCCUGUCUCUCCUUGCAAUUUUUACUUUUUGAGUAUAUACAUUAUGACAUACAACACUCGUUUUGUAUUCCAAACGAAAAAGUAGUAUAACGGCACCGGGGCCUUUGACAACAAAACUCAUCGCCAAGCAAGCGAGACUCAACGCUACUAAGAGCGUUCUUGUUCUUCUUUAUCCUCUUCUAACUUUUGUUGUUUUUCUACAAACUCAAGCAGCUUUUCUCCCUCCAAUCCAAAUUCUUUCCCUAUCUGCAAAAGCUUUUCCACUUCCACAGCAGUAGUUCACAGCAAUCACACUUGAUAUACUUCCUCGUAGCAUUUGUUCUUACUUUCGCUGUACACUCCUUUUUCUUGAACUGUCCUUUCCUGGUUACUGUAGUCGGCAAACAAUUGAAUUCCUCUCCCGGACAGGCCCCCAAUGUUACGCGGGUAAUCUUUUAGAGGACAGGUAGCUUGCAAACCAAACUGAACGCAGGGUUGUCGGAACAGCAACAAGAACAUUAAAAUGAACAUAGUUUCCACGAAGUAAAACUCCACAACAGCACGUAACUCGUUAAACUUACACGGCCUCCGCCAACUUGAAUAAACACUGCCUUCGUCACACUUGACUAAACACAACUAACGUCAAACUCUCUUCACUUGUGAAAACUAUAGUUAAAGCUUAACUCGGGCUCGCCUACUUAUAUACGUUUACAAUAAGAUUGUAGAACUUUCCAAAUAGUCUAAUUAUAGAAAGAUUACGAAAUAUACAGCUUUAGAAACGCUUACAUAAGAUCCUAAAAUAAACAAACUAUGAACUCUCGUGAAGCUUCUAGAAAGUCACGCUAGUCAUGCAAUACAAUUUUUCGUAACACGCAGCUAAAGUUGAAUUUGAUUCAAUCAAUUUAGUUCAGCACGGCAGUAGCACAACGUUUGAAACGGGCCUGACACUCUGACAGACAUUUAAGGGCUACUAUUAAUGCACCUAUCAAUGUAAACCCUGAGGUGGGGGGAGUGUGGGCAUUAGGCGGGGAUUUGAUGAAAAAUCCAUCCCCCAGGUGUCCUGCACUGCAUAUGUAGGGCUGGGGGUUAAAUUGAUUCCCCCAGUCAGUUUCUGUGCUGGUGCACAACUGUCUGUGUGUGUUUGGUACUAGACCUUAAGUCUAGUGGCAUGGCACUCACCCUGCUGGGGGCCGGCCAUUCACCUCAAACCCCAAAAAAUCACCAAAAGCUGUACUGUUUGACAAGGUGCAGUUUUCAUUUCCUAGUUCGGGACCAUCAUGUAACUUUGCUUCUUUUGCAUGUACAUGUAAACCUCUGAGGUAGAAGUGACUGUUUAUGCUAAACUAUAAUGAAAUAUUUAAUAGAAGCACAAAGUCUUUUAGAUAUGAAUGGAACACAUAUAUCAGGAGCUGAGAUAAGUUUCACUCAUUUUUGAAGAUAAUUUAAAAGAAAGAGUUUUACCAUAACAGUGGUUAGAGAACAUUUGAAGCGGAGUGUUGCAAGUACGGAGACAAAAAUUAAUGUGAGGGUACACAUCAUGUUUCCUCAUAAUGGAGAUAGUUAGCUUCAAUCGGGUUUGUGAGAUUCAUCAUGUAAGGUAUGGGCCCCUGGGUGGGGAUUUUUAGCUAUAAUUAUGUGAUGUUUGUACCCUUCCCCACCCACAGGAAAUUGACCAAAAUUUUUUUUUUGUUUAAAUUCCCACCUUUUGCCCACGCUCCCCACUCUCACGGGGUUUACAUUGAUAGGUGCAUAAUGUGCCCUCUUGAAAUGAUGGCUUCCUUCAAUGAAGCACCCAAUUUGCAACAGAAUGUACAGUGUAUUGUGUAAAGGUAAAAGUCAUUGAGAUGAGGGGAGAGGGGGGAGGGGAAGGGAGCUCCAAACCUCCUGCCUCCCCUAUCUUGGCUUUCUUCCUUUAGCCCUUUUUUGAUUGCAAAAUAUUAAGUAUUGUUGUGUGUUUUCCCCCUAUUUCGUCCACUUCCCACCCUUUUAGAACUCCCACUUCCUGCCUUUUCUUCUAUCCCUAUUCUCCCAGGCUUCCACCCCCCCCCCCCUGGUCCCCACUCCUAAUAAUGUGCUGUCAAUAUUAACUCUGCUCAUAAUAGACGUGUCUGAUGAAUGGCUAUGACAGUAAGAGUAUUUACAGGAGUAACAAUAAUAAUUGUUUGUCUUUUCCAAUAGGGCUGGAUAUUAAGUAAUAAUAAUAAUAAAUUAUUGUAGGUUUUUAUGGUGCAUAAUUUUAGAGAAUUCUCAAAGCGCUUACGAUAGUAAAUAAAGUCUAAAUGAAACUCUAUAUUGAUAUAGUAAUUAUUCCUAAAAAUAAAAGUUUUCAAAUGUUGCUUAAAAGAAGAAACAGAUUCAGAGUUUUUGAUAUGAUCAGGUAGACUGUUCCAGUUUAUCGGUGCAUAAUAGGAAAAUCAUGAGCAGUGUCCAUAAGCCACGGUAUUAACAGAAGGAACUUGUAAAAACAAUCUAUUGGAUGAGUGGAGUAAACGAGCCAGCUGGUAUUUGAGAAGGAGUGAAGUCAAAUAGUAAGGAGCUAAAUCGUUUCAAAUUUUAAAUGUUAAAAGAAAUAUUUUAAAAUCGAUGCAUGCGCCAAUAGGAAGCCAGUGCAAGUCUUUCAUGACAGGAGUUCAAUGGUCAGAUCUUCUUAUUCCUGAAACCAAGUGUGCAGCACAGUUCUGAACACGUUGCAGCUUGUGUAUUUCUCACUUGGGUAAGCCACAGAAUAUAUAAACUGUGUAAGUGUUAGUAAUAAAAACAACACAUGUACAGUGUUCUACUUAAUUCAUGAUUCUUCCUCUUUGAAAAUGUUUUUAAUUAGAUUGUUGGCACUGAAGCAUCAUAUAAGUUGACUGAAAGGAGUGGGAAUUUAUUUUCAUGCCCUGAAAGUGAAUCACUUGCUCACUGCAUCAGUGCGGAUGUCAGAAUGGGAAAAGGAAUAGCUGUUUCCUUUAAAACAAAAUUUGGGGGUGUGGAUGAGCUUAAAUCACAAGGUACUUUUAACAUUGUAAUUUAUUUUAACUUAUCUAUCUACACUGACAGUAGCACAAUUUUCAGUGUCAUACAGUGGCUGGGAACCUUUACCUGGGGCUAAAAAAUUAUGUACUGGUAUUUAACCACAAGCUCUUUGCCCCUGAUUACAACCCUACAAAUUUAGGCCCUCAUUUCUGCUGUUCAAACAAUUUUCCUCUCCCUCCUUCCUUCUCUUCCUUUUCCUUUCAAUCAUAAAUAACAGCACCACCGGCAAACAGGCUGUUUACACCAACGUAAAAGGGUGUACCCUUUUGGACGAAAAGAAAAGGCCAAGGUAAUGGACCUCUUAGUCUGGGGAACAAAUCACUUUUAUGCCUAAUAAUUAUGAAACUUUGUUGAGUACCACCAAGAAAGUGUCAAGCAAUAAGCCUGCCUGAUAGUAGUGUGCCAUUUGUACAAGGAAAAAUGAGGGAGAAACAUAAAAUUAUAUCUUGUUCAUAACUGACAUUAGCCAUACUCGUACAUGUCUAAUUUUAAGGUUGGUCUUUUGGACAUGUCUCAUUUUUCUCAAGUGUAAGUAUAAUCUCAACUUACGGCAAUAGUAAAUAAAGAUGCAGUCUUAGCCUGAUCACUGCAAUCAGGUGAUUCAGGUGACAUUACAAUAAAAUCUUUCCAAUUGCAUUCAGUGUAUUGAAAUUGCUACCAAUGUUUUUAAUUUUAAAUUUUAGGGCAGAAACCAGGAGGUGUGGCAAUUCUAAGAAGAGGAAACAGACAUAUCUACUAUCUGGUUAGCAAAUUAAAUACAGCCAAACCUACAUGUAUGAGCAGCCACCUCCCACAAGCGACCUCCUAUCCAAAACACCAAAACGUUCCCAGUCAGACUUACAGUUGAACCUCUAGUAAACGACUACCUCCUAUAACCGACUGCGACCACUUUUGGGCCUGAAAGUUUAAGGAUUUUCCAUUGUUUUUAACCUACUGUUAGCGACCACUCGAUGCAUUCUCUGAUCUCUACGUUCGCUGUGUGCACCAUGCUACCUAGAAAUAUAUAUGAAGAACUUUUGAAACAACAUGGAACUACACACGUUGUAACUUAGAAAUUGCAUGCAAUAAAUUAUCUUCCAUAAAGCAGAUGUGCCAGGACCUCUUCUUGGUAAAGGCCCCCUGUGGUUCGAUUCUUGUAGGCGACCACCUCCCAUUAGUGACCACUAAGUGUUUGCAUUUUGGGUGGUUGCUUAUGGGAGGUUAGACUGUAAUCACUGAAUGUUUUACUUCCAAAAAUAAUUGUGAUUUUAUUAUUUUGUUUUUGAUUUUGCCUUGUUACGGUCCAUAAAAAUUGUCCAAUUUCCAGAGCUAUCAUUUGGGGACCUGGAGAUUUUUCCUAGCUACAAUGAAGUUGAAAACGGGCUACUUUGAUUCAUAGCAAUAUUAAUUAAAGGAAAAUAGAACCAAAAGAAGUCCCUAGCAGUAGCUGUUUGAUUCCCCUCCAACUGACCGACAUUGUAUUUAGCAGGAACUAUUUAACAAUUAUUCCUCGAGCCUGAAUGGGCUCUGAGUCAAUAGCCCAUGGGGCUAUUGACGCAGUAUUGAUGAUAGACCACUAGUAUUUCUGCAAAGUUGCACAUCAUGUAGUUGAUAUCUCCUUUCUGGGCCCUGCAUGAGUUUGCAAACUUUUUCAUUGCAGUUGUGCAAUUUGCAACCCAUUAAACCCCAAAUCAUUCACCAGUGACUCAUCUAGGAUUGGUGGUAGGGUGGUAAACAAACUGCUUUAUAACCACGUACAGUGAAGCUAUUUUUUAAUAAGUGUGAGAGGAUAUUAUCAUCAACUAGCUCACCCACUUCAGUGUAGUGACUUCAUUAACAUAUUAAUAAGUAUCACUCCCCUAAUAAUAAUAAUAAUAUUAUGUCUGUUAGGUUACCAAGGAAAAAUACUUUAACAAGCCAACAUACCCAAGUCUGCAAUCAUCACUGCAAGCAAUGAAGGGUCAUUGUGUUAGUCAUGGUGUAACAAGCCUAUCAAUGCCAACAAUUGGUUGCGGUCUAGAUGGGCUAGAGUGGCCCAAAGUACGAAACAUCAUAGAAGAAGUCUUUCAAGAUACAGAUAUCAACAUUACAGUAUACAGUUUACCUAGAGCCAGAUGCAAAAAGACAUAAACGGUCAAAGAUGCCGUGUCUGAAGGUGUAAAUUUAAAAUGAGGAACCUUCAAGUUUACCCUUUAUGUGGCAGGUGUAAAAUGAGGAAGUUAAGGGCAGGCUGCUGGUUCUCCAGAAGAUUUAAAGUAGGUGGACAGAGAACCUGCCCAGCUGUACAUGUAUGUUAGUAGCAAGCACUUUUGGGACAACCAUGAUAGUGAGUUUCAUUGGUCCCAAGCCAUGCCUUUGGAGGACACUGUUAGGGGUCAGAAAAAAUGACUCCUUUCCCUUAAUUUUCCUCGACACAUUGACAGCUACCAAGGAGGCAACGCCUUAGUUCUUGUUGUAUUGAUGUAAUACAUCCAUCAGUUUAAGGCAUUACCUCUUUCCUGCAGGGUCCUCUCCUACUCCUCUCCAGACUGGGGAGAGAGAGUAGGAGAGGACCCUGGGAACAAGGUUGAGUUUAAUUUAAUUGUGUGAAAAAAGAUUUCUUGUUACUUCCCUCUGGGAACUGGAAACAGUUAGCUGACUCAAAUCCAUCAAGUUAAUAUUAUAUUUUGAAAUUUCGCUGAGAUAUUAAGGGGUAAAAGUACAUUCAACUGGAACAUUCAACCAUUUUUAUGAUGGUUAUU